Oenanthe melanoleuca is the source of this 1097-nucleotide messenger RNA. RefSeq names its product BAF nuclear assembly factor 1 (gene BANF1). Gene Ontology annotation, molecular function: DNA binding. The record is from RefSeq and is a predicted model, not a curated record. Lineage: Eukaryota; Metazoa; Chordata; Aves; Passeriformes; Muscicapidae. The transcript has 3 exons. Bases 106 to 378 code for a protein of 90 amino acids.
UCUCGCCUCGAUGGUUUCCGCGCGCGCGGCGGAAGUGACGUCAGCGCGUAGCGGCAGCGGCCUGAGGCGGGAGCGGCGGUUGGAGCGGCCUGAGGGGACGGCGCCAUGUCCUCCACGUCACAGAAGCACCGGGACUUUGUGGCGGAGCCGAUGGGGGAGAAGCCGGUUGGGACCUUGGCCGGGAUCGGGGACGUGCUGGGCAGGAAACUGGAGGAGAAAGGCUUUGACAAGGCGUACGUGGUGCUGGGGCAGUUCCUGGUGCUGCGCAAGGACGAGGAGCUGUUCCGGGAGUGGCUCAAGGAGACGUGCGGGGCCAACGCCAAACAGAGCCGGGACUGCUCGGGCUGCCUGCGCGAGUGGUGCGACGCCUUCCUCUGAGCCCCCAGGAACCGGCACCCCCGAGCCCCCCUGCACCCCAAAAACCCCCCCUGCGCCCCAAAACACAGCCCGGCGCCCCAAAAACCCCCGAGCUCCUGGCGCCUUCCAGCUGCCAGACUCCCCUCAGAGGGGCUGGGGGCUCCCCAGAACCAUCCUGGGGACUCCCCAAACCCCCCCAGGGACCCCAAAAUCACCUCUGGGGUCCCCAAAAACACCUCUGGGGACUCCCAAAUCCCUUCCCAGGACCCCAAAACCACCACUUGGGUGACCCAGACCCCCCCCCGGGACCCCAAAAUCACCUUUGGGGACCUCAAAAUCACCUCUGGGAACCCCCAACUUCAAAACCCUCCCAAGUCCCUCCAUGCACCCCCCCCCCCAAUCCCCCCCUCACCUCCGGGACCCCCAAACCGGUGCUGCCACCCCCCCAAAACUCAUCCCGGGGGGGGUCCCAAGGUGCCACCCUUCCCCCAUCACCCCAAAACCACCUUGGGGGGGUGAAGGGGGUCCCCACCUCCCCCUCCCCCCACCACAGGGUGGGAUUUUGGGGUGCCAUCCUCGCAGGGAGUUCAUUCGGGGUGCCCCCCCGCGCCAUUAGUGUUACUUUGGGGUACCCCCACCCGCGCCCCCCCCGCAGGGGGUCUGUGUUACUUUGGGGGUACCCCCCCCCGAGUUUGUUUCUAAAAUGAUUUUCUAAACAAUAAAGGUUUUGCUGUGCCGCA